CUUUAGUCUGUUACCCGGAGCACAGCUGGUCACUUGGCGCAGGGCGCCGGUGGGAGAAGAAGCGGACGUAUUGCUCUGUUCUGGGAUAUCCGCACUGUGCACCACCUGACCCUCCCCUGGUGGACCCCCGGCCACAGCUUCACCGGCUCUCCCGUCUUCUCUAGCAAUAGGUUUUCUCACUUCUGCCUACACAAUGCCUGGCGACUUCUCCAUGUGCUUGUGUCUCAGCCCCCCUCCUCCACACCACUUGCGUCUCCCUACAACAAAGUCAUGUUUGGUUCCAACUUCUCGCCCUUCAGACCCACGUAAAAAGGGUGUAGUCUUUGCCGACGCUCUUGGACUGGCCCUGACCACAGUACGUCACUUCUCUCGUCCGCUCUUCGAAGAAGAUUCACUGGUGCUCGCCUUGGCUUCGUUGAGAGCUCUGCGCCCACUUUCCACCUCUACAUACACUUUGGACUUUCAGCCCCCAACUCGAGACUAUUCCAGUUUCCGGGCUAGGCUCACCCAGCAACAGGUUUGUCUGGAGCAAUGCGCUGUCCAGGGAGCAGCCGUGGCCGGUACGGUACGUGUGCACAAUAUUGGGUAUGAGAAACGAGUUAUUCUUCGGGUCAGCUAUGAUAACUGGAAAAGUCACUACGACCUGCCAUGCUCUUUCCUACGUGAUCCCUAUGGAGGAGGGGAGACGGACACCUUCUCUUUCAGACUUCCGCUUCCUCUGGGCACCAAGCGGGCUGAGUUUUGUAUUUGCUUUUGGUGCCAGGGCACAGAAUAUUGGGAUAAUAACGGAGGGGAGAAUUAUGUUUUGAAGAAGGAGACAGAACGCCGGAGCUAUACACAUGGUAUCUAUUGGUAAAAUGGGUCUAAUGGAACCUAAAAGUACUGGUUCGCUGGAGGAAAAAAUGGUCAUUGUACAGCCUUCCUUUUGUAGAUCAAAAGGGCGUCUGGAAACCUUUCCAGAUAUGGCUGUGGAGUAGAUGCUAGGCUGCUACUAUCUGAGUCUUACCGACGUGGUUGCCUGGCAGUAUUGUGCUAUUUAUAUGCUUGUCUUGCUUGCUCAGGGUUUGUUCACA
This is a messenger RNA of Bufo gargarizans (Asiatic toad), 1073 nucleotides long. RefSeq names its product protein phosphatase 1 regulatory subunit 3C-like. The transcript has 2 exons. The coding region runs from base 194 to 856 and encodes 220 amino acids. Gene Ontology annotation, biological process: regulation of glycogen biosynthetic process. Gene Ontology annotation, cellular component: protein phosphatase type 1 complex. The record is from RefSeq and is a predicted model, not a curated record. Gene Ontology annotation, molecular function: protein phosphatase 1 binding; glycogen binding. NCBI's taxonomy places the organism in Eukaryota, Metazoa, Chordata, Amphibia, Anura, Bufonidae.